AGAGAAAGAGAGAGAGAGAGAGAGAGAGAGAUUCAGUUUGUCUCUUCGUACGCACCCUCGGCCCUGGGGGGGAUCAAUGGCUUGAAACCUGUAAGUUCUUCUCAGUCUACAGCCAUGGAAACUCUGCGUCUUCCUCUUGCUUCCACCGGAUUUACUUGCAGAAGUCGAAGAAGAAUAAGAGUCAACUCUUUCAGGCCAAAUUACCAGUGCCAAACCCUCUUAUCUUCCUUACAUACGAAACCCUUCUCUACCUGUAGUUGUACUCAUCUGCGGCACAUCAUCUGCCACUCCAAGUCUACCGAAUCUCACCACCACCACCGCCACCACGAUGAUCAUCACCACCAUGACCAUGACCAUCACAACCACCACCACCCCCACCACCAUCACAGUCAUGAGGAUAAUGGUAAGCUGACUGGAACGCAGGAAGCAUUAAUUAGAUUUGCGAAUGCAGUUAGAUGGACCGAUUUGGCCAAUUUCUUCAGGGAACACUUGGAGCUGUGUUGCUGUUCGGUGGCGUUAUUUCUUGCAGCUGCGGCUUGCCCUUACUUGGUUCCGAAACUGGCAGUCAGGCCGCUUCAGCAAGUGUUCACUCUCAUUGCUUUUCCGCUGGUUGGGGUUUCAGCAUCGCUUGAUGCUCUCAUGGAGAUUACUGGUGGGAAAAUUAAUAUUCAUGUAUUGAUGGCUCUUGCGGCCUUUGCUUCACUAUUUAUGGGGAACUCACUGGAAGGCGGGCUGCUUCUUGCAAUGUUUAAUUUGGCCCAUAUUGCUGAAGAAUACUUUACAAGCCGCUCAAAAGUUGAUGUCAAGGAAUUGAAAGAAAAUUUUCCGGAUUUUGCUCUUGUGCUGGAUGUAAAUAAUGAAGGCUCCCCUAGUUUCUCCAAUUUGACAUACCAUGAAGUUCCAGUGAAAGAUUUAGCGGUCGGCUCAUAUAUAUUGGUCAAAGCUGGUGAGUCAGUGCCUGUAGAUUGUGAAGUUUUUCAAGGCAGAUCAACAAUUACUAUGGAGCAUUUGACUGGGGAGGUGAAACCUAUAGACAGGAAGGUUGGGGACAACAUUCCUGGUGGUGCAAGGAACUUGGAUGGUAUGAUGAUAGUGAAGGCCAAAAAAUCAUGGAAAGAGUCGAUGCUGAGCAGAAUUGUACAACUAACAGAAGAAGCUCAACUCAGUAAACCAAAGCUUCAAAGGUGGCUGGAUAAGUUUGGCGAGCAAUAUAGCAAAGCAGUUAUAGUUAUGUCUGUUGGUGUUGCCUUCAUUGGACCAUUUUUUUUCAAGUGGCCAUUCUUCAGCACAUCAGUUUGCAGAGGAUCAGUUUACAGAGCAUUGGGGCUCAUGGUGGCAGCAUCACCAUGUGCAUUAGCUGUAGCACCAUUGGCAUAUGCCACAGCAAUUAGUGCUUGUGCAAGAAAGGGAAUAUUGCUGAAAGGUGGGCAUGUGCUAGAUUCUCUAGCUUCUUGCCACACUAUUGCAUUUGAUAAAACGGGGACAUUGACGACCGGGGAGUUCAUGUGCAAAGCAAUUGAGCCAAUACAUGGACAUAUCAGAGACAAUGAAAAUCAAUUUGUAUCUUGUUGUGUCCCUAGUUGCGAGAAAGAAGCUCUAGCUGUGGCUGCUGCUAUGGAGAAGGGAACCACUCACCCUAUUGGAAGAGCCGUUGUGGAUCAUAGUGUGGGGAAAGACCUUCCUUCUGUUUCUGUUGAAAGUUUUGAGAAUUUACCUGGCAGGGGUGUCUUUGCGACAUUAUCUGGCACCAAGUCAGGACUUGGAGGAGGUGAACUGUUGAAAGCUUCACUUGGUUCUGAGGAUUACAUCGCUUCACUUUUUAAUUCCAACGGUGAAUCAAAAAAGAUCAAGGAGGCAUUGAGCACAUCUUCUUACGGAAACGAUUUUGUUCGUGCUGCGCUCUCUGUUAAUAAUAAAAAGGUGACACUGUUUCACUUUGUGGAUAAGCCUCGAAUUGGGGCUAUGGAUGUAAUACAGGCAUUACAAGAUCGAGCAAAGCUCCGUUUAAUGAUGUUAACUGGUGACCAUGAGUCAAGUGCGUGGAGAGUUGCAAAUGCUGUGGGUAUAAAAGAAGUUUAUUGCAGCCUAAAGCCUGAGGAUAAGCUCUAUCACGUGACGAAUAUCUCGAAAGAUACAGGGGGAGGACUUAUAAUGGUAGGUGAUGGUAUCAAUGAUGCCCCAGCACUGGCGGCUGCUACUGUGGGUGUUGUUCUAGCUGAACGUGCUAGUGCAACUGCUAUAGCUGUUGCAGAUGUGCUGUUGCUACAGGACAAUAUUUCAGGUGUUCCAUUCUGUUUUGCCAAAUCUCGUCAAACAACUUCCCUGGUCAAACAAAAUGUGGCCCUCGCCUUAUCAAGCAUUAUUUUGGCCUCUCUUACAUCAGUUUUGGGGUUUCUCCCACUAUGGUUAACGGUUCUUUUACAUGAAGGCGGUACUCUUCUCGUUUGUUUAAAUUCCAUCCGAGCUCUGAAUGAUCCCACCUGGUCCUGGAGGGAGGAUUUUUUGCACAUCUUUGAUAAAUUCAAAUCAUUCAUAGCGUUAAUAAGGAGGUAUAGCACCAUCCAGGCCGCACCCUCGUAACUGAGUCAAUUUGAAGCCUGAUGUUUUUGUGUGCAAAUAAUAGCAAUUCAAUUCGUCGAUAAUAUUGGGACAUAACAUAUCAGAUAUGUUAUUAUUACUGUAUUUCUUGAAGAAGAAAUGUUUGAAGGAAAGUUUAGAGAAGAAGUUAAUGGGAUUGCUGGGUGUAAAUUCAUGUCGUUACUUCAUACCAUACAUACGGUUGGCAGUUGGGAUGUUGCUCAUCCAGGUACCAUUCUC
This is a messenger RNA of Ilex paraguariensis (yerba mate), 2817 nucleotides long. The record is from the annotation of a GenBank genome assembly. Lineage: Eukaryota; Viridiplantae; Streptophyta; Magnoliopsida; Aquifoliales; Aquifoliaceae.